Molecule: messenger RNA, 3669 nt
Organism: Cydia amplana
Lineage: Eukaryota; Metazoa; Arthropoda; Insecta; Lepidoptera; Tortricidae
Gene: Oseg1
Product: intraflagellar transport protein 122 homolog
Exons: 23
Coding region: 142-3669 (1175 amino acids)
Biological process (GO): intraciliary retrograde transport; protein localization to cilium; non-motile cilium assembly
Cellular component (GO): non-motile cilium; intraciliary transport particle A
Molecular function (GO): protein binding
Source: RefSeq, a predicted model, not a curated record
AAGUGCGUUGCGUACGUUUUGUUUACAUUUUCAGUAGAGUCCGUUGUCAACCAAAUUAUUACUGAAAAUUUUAUUAGAAUGCAUUCAUAUCGCUCUUAUGUCUAAAGUUUUUGAUUAUUACAGUGUUAACAAUAACUAAAAAUGAGGACAGUACCGAAAUGGGUUAAUAAAAUUCACGAAGCCGAUAAAAUAGAAUUUUCGAGCGUCCACACGAUAUGCUAUAGUCCAGAUGGUACUCAACUGGUAAUUGGUGCUGGCGAAAAAGUUAUGGUUUACGAUCCCCGAGAUGGGUCUUUGGUCCAACUGCUUCAGGCCCAUAAAGGCGCAGUGCACGCCGUGGCUUACUGUGGCGACGGAAAAAAAUUUGCAAGUGGCAGUUCCGAUAAAAAUGUAAUCAUAUGGACGUCUAAAAUGGAAGGGGUGCUCAAAUAUUCGCACAGUGAAGCAAUUCAAUGUCUAGCAUAUAAUCCUGUCACAUAUCAUUUGGCGUCCUGUGCACUCUCAGACUUUGCAUUCUGGUCAGCGGAAGUUAAAGCAGUGCAGAAGUAUCGAGUGACGGGACGCAUUACAAGCUGUGCUUGGGCCCCCAACGGGCAGUACUUAGCUGUUGGGCUAGCUGUUGGUGCUGUUUCUAUAAGGGAUAAAGUUGGGGAUGAGAUAAAAAGGAUAACAAGAGAAGCUGCAGUGUGGGCUGUAAACUUUACCAAAACAUGUCUUAUUGUCUCAGAUUGGAAUGAAACAUUAUCCUUUUAUAAUGUACAGGGACAACAAAUUCUUAAAGAAAGGAACAUAGGUAUAGCAGCACUAUCAGUGUCAAUGCUUGGCGAGCUAAUACUGGUAGGGGGAGUGGGAGGAUGGGCCGUGCUUACAUCAGAAGGUGUGCCCAUACUCAACACCCCGCAGGAAUGGGUGUGGUCCAUCACUCCGUCACCAUCUCUUGCCACACUUGCAGUGGGUUGCCAGGAUGGCACUCUAUGGUGCUACCAAACAGUGUUCAGCACAGUGCACGGGCUGUACCGCGAGCGGUACGCGUACCGCGAGAACAUGACCGACGUGAUCAUACAGCACCUCACCACCGGCACCAAGGUGCGCAUCAAGUGCCACGACAGGGUGCAGAAGAUCGCCAUUUACAAACAUCGCUUGGCGGUGCAACUGCCGGAGCGGGUCGUCGUGUACGAGCAGGGCGACGUGGAGGGCAUGCUGUACCGCGUGAAGGAGAAGCUGCCGCAGAGGACCGAGUGCUCGCUGCUGGUGGCCACCAGCGACGCGCUGUUGCUGUGCCAGGAUACCAAACUAUCAAUUAUUGGAAGGCGGAUACCAAAGACAUGGACAGUACCAUCACCGAUUCGUUACGUCAAAGUUACCACCCUGUAUUUUGAAGAAGUCUUAUUGCUGGGCCUGUUAAAUGGACAAAUAUGGCAAGUGGAGCCGCGCUGUGGAAGUUGCAAGCUGGUGCUGUCGACGCCUGGCAGCGUGCGCUGCCUCGACGUGAGCGCGGCGCGCGCGCGGCUCGCGGUCGUCGACGACGCGUCCGUGGCGCGCGUCUACAGCCUGCCCACCUCCGAGCUGCUGUACACGGAAGAGAAUGUGUCGUCGGUGUCGUGGAACUCUUGGUGCGACGAGCUGCUGUCGCUGUCGGGCGGCGGGCUGCUGGCCGUCAAGGCCGCGCACUUCCCCCCCGCCACGCAGCCGCUGCUCGGCUCCGUGGUCGGCUUCCAGGGUGGUCGAGUGUUCUGCCUCCAGUCAAACUCGAUGCAAACAAUUAACGUGCCUCUGUCGCACGCUGUUCAUCAGUACGUGCAGCAGAAAAUGUUCAACGAGGCGUACGCAGUGGCGUGUCUUGGCGUCACGCCACUGGACUGGGAGCGGCUCGGCGAAGCUGCGCUCGAAGAACUGGCGUUCGAGGUCGCCCGCAAGGCCUUCCAGCGCAGCGAGAACCUCAUCUUUCUCUCGCUCAUCGAUCAUUUACAGGAGCGGUUCGAGGCGGGCGAGAAACGCGCCGUGGUCUCGGGCGAGGUGCUGGCGUACCGCGGCCACUACGGCGACGCGGCGCGCGCGUUCCGAGGCGCGGGCCGCGACGACCGCGCGCUAGACCUCUACGUUGACCUGCGCAUGUUCAACAAGGCCCAGGAGUUCGUGGGCGAGGGCGAGGGCGGCGCGGCGCUGGCGCGGCGGCGCGCCGAGUGGGCGCGGCACGUGAACGAGCCGCGCGCCGCCGCCGAGAUGUACCUCGCGGCCGGAGACGUGCGCCGCGCCGCGCAGCUCAUGGCCGAGAGCGGCCGCAGGGACAUGUUGAUAGAGCUAGCACGCAAGUUGGACAAAGGCUCAAGCGACUCCCUGCGAUACGUCGCGGAAGCCCUGGCUACGGCUGGUGAGCCCGCAGCCGCGGCCGACGUCUACCAGCGUCUCGGCGACUACAGGAAAGUGGCGCAGCUGGCGGUAGCGGCGGGCGAGUGGCCGCGCGCGUUCGCGCUCGCGCGCGAGCACGCGGAGUGCCGCCGCGACGUGUUCCUGCCGCACGCGCACCGCAUGGCGCGCGAGAACAAGUUCGUUGAGGCGCAGAAGGCGUACCACAUGGGCGGCGAACUGGACACGGCGCGACGGGUGUUCUCCAUACUGGUGAACAACGCCGUGGCCGAGGAGCGCUUCGGCGACGCGGGCUACCUGCACCGCCUGCUGGCUGCGCAGUGCCUCGAGACCGCCGGCGCCGCACCUGUUGACAGGGAGCGGGAGCGCAGCAUGCGCGAGUACUCUCACAACUGGCGGCUGGCGCGCGUGUACCACGCGUACGAGGCGGUGCACCGCUGCGUGCACGAGCCGUUCUCGCUGAGCCAGCCCGACGCGCUGCUCAACGCGGCCCGCAUGGUGCUCGCGUUCGUCGCCGACCAGCCACCGCCCGGCGUCUCUAUGUUCUGUUUAUAUUUAUGUCUCGCUAAGCAAGCGAAGACCCUCAACGCCCAUUCGCUCGCUCGGCAAAUGUUGGACAAGAUCUUGGCUCUGCAAAUACCACAAAAAUUUCAAGAGAGCGUAGAGCUGUUGAUACUGAAGAGCCGAGCGGGCGGGUCGGCGGACCGGCAGGACGACGACGUGGCGCCGCUGUGCUGGCGCUGCCGCCGCCACGCCGCGCCCACGCCCGCGCCGCGCUGUCUCCACUGCAAACACACACCUGCCUAUUCGCUGCCUUCGCAUGAUGUACUGCCCUUGGUGCAGUUCGUGCCCGCGGAAGGCAUAUCGUAUGAAGAGGCUCUGGAGCUAAUAGAGCGCACGUCGCUGCCCGAUACCGACGCGCGAGAGGACACGGGCGGCGCCGACGUGCUCCGGAUAAACCACGACGUCGACGAGUACGACCCGUUUCUUGACAAGUUCGAUGAGGAAGAAGAGGGCGGGCCGGUGGUGUGCUCCCGCAGUGCACUUGUACGGCUCAGCCCGGCGAGCGUGGUGGUGGUGCGGGCCGGCGCGGGCGCGGGCGCGGGCCUGCCGCCGCCGCUACUCUACCGCAACAUGCUGCCUGAGCUACCUGUCAUACCGUGCCCGUACUGCGGCUCGUUGUUCUACCUAGAGGACUAUGAGGUGCUGCUGGUGACGAAGGGCCAGUGCCCGUUCUGCCGGCAGGCCGGCGAGCGCGGCGCGCGCGCGCCCGACUCCGCGCCCUCCACGCCGCCGGCCUAG